CUGGCUCUAUAUAGAGAAAGAAAAGCAGGAGUGUGACUAGAGCCAGACAGAAGGCAGAGAGAGAGAGAGUGUGUACAACUGUGUUAAAGUACUUUGACCUGGAGUUGAAAAGAGACCAGCUCACAUUUUUCCACUGGAUAUAACCGCAGGUAAGCAAUGUCGAAGCUUUUGAUGCUCAUUACACUGCUCCCUUUGCUGUUGGAGGGGGGGAUGUCGGUACAGACCCAGUCCCGGACAAAGAGAGAGCUUGCAAGCCCGCUGCACCUAAGGGGGAUCCGGGAUCCAUUAGGCACUUACUGCCAGAGGAGAGGAGGCUGCUGCCCGGGCAGAAAUGACCAGUGUACUGUGCCUUACCUAGACACCAUCUGCUACUGUGACCUGUUCUGCAACCGCACUGUGUCCGACUGCUGUCCCGACUUCUGGAGCCACUGCCUGGGAACAUCUCCUCCCUAUCCUCCCAGUUCUUGUGAAAGGAACGGCCACAGGUUUCACUCAGGAGCAACCUACAAAGAGAACUGUAAUUUAUGUACUUGUGGUCAUAAUGGACGUUGGGAAUGUGAGCAUCAUGCCUGUCUGAUAGAGGAUGACAUGAUCCAGGAAAUCAACAGGAGAGGUUUAGGCUGGAGGGCAGCUAACUACAGUCAGUUCUGGGGUAUGACCCUGGACGAGGGUCUGCGGCACCGUCUAGGCACACAGCGCCCCUCACGGACUGUUAUGAAUAUGAAUGAGAUCCAGAUGAACAUGAAUGGAAACGAUCAUCUGCCAAGUUACUUCAAUGCAGCAGACAAAUGGCCUGGCAAAAUCCAUGAGCCCCUGGACCAGGGCAACUGUAAUGCAUCCUGGGCCUUCUCGACCGCAGCUGUUGCAUCAGACCGGAUCUCUAUUCAAUCAAUGGGUCACAUGACCCCUCAGCUCUCCCCUCAGAAUCUGAUUUCCUGUGACACGCGUCACCAGGAUGGCUGCACCGGUGGCCGUAUUGAUGGAGCUUGGUGGUACCUAAGGCGAAGAGGGGUAGUGACAGAAGAGUGUUACCCCUUCUCUCCACCCCAGCAAACCCCUGCUGAGGUCGCCCGUUGUAUGAUGCAGAGUCGUGCAGUGGGCAGAGGGAAGAGACAGGCCAUAGCACACUGUCCCAACAGCCACAGCUACCACAAUGAAAUCUAUCAGUCAACUCCACCGUACAGGCUGUCUUCUAAUGAGAAGGAGAUUAUGAAAGAGAUUAUGGAUAAUGGCCCUGUACAAGCCAUCAUGGAGGUCCAUGAGGAUUUCUUUGUGUACAAGAGUGGAAUUUACAGCCAUACAGAUGUGAAUUACCACAAAUCACCACAGUACCGCAAACAUGCAGCACACUCCGUCAGGAUAAUAGGAUGGGGAGAGGAGAGGGACUACAAUGGCAGAACACACACAUACUGGAUUGCAGCCAACUCGUGGGGAAAGAACUGGGGUGAGGACGGCUACUUCCGCAUCACUCGUGGUGAAAACGAGUGUGAGAUUGAAGCAUUUGUGAUUGGCGUGUGGGGCAGGGUAACCAUGGAGGACAUGCACAACCAUCACCACCAUCAUGGACGACGCAAGUAGAGCAGUGAGAUCUUCUGCAAUUGGAUCUCUGUGCACCUGAAUGCCUGAUUUAUACCAUACAAAAAGUCAAUCAGGUCUAUGGCAGGUUUGGGUCUGAUUUCUACCAAACUGAUAAACCCCAGUGCCUUUUGAAAAUGUCAAUAUAAGUAGCUGUUUUAACCAUAUGCAUAAAAUAUUGUGCCCUCUCUGUCCAAAUACAUACCUCUGCUAGAGUUUUGAUUCUUCAAAGUUUUUAGUAGUAGAAAUUGUUGGCAUAUAAUUUGAACAUUUGUGUAAACUGCAAAUAUCAGCCACAGGACUCAAAAGCACUCAGGACUCAGUAUUCCAAAGAUAAACUACAUAGGCAGACAGGCACUCUGCAUUACAAUUGCAUCAAAUAUCAAUUAUGGCAAUAUUACGAUGUGUCUUAAGCUUUGUGUGUGUAUGGGUGGGGUUCCACUGCGUUUAGGAAGCCAUCUCUUGUCUCAUAGUGUCAGAUUAUUUUAAUAUCAUCACUCAAUAAGGCAGUCGGUCAGACAGCCCCCAUACAUUCCCCAUUUAAAAGGACAGAAGGAUGGUUGCAAGUACUGUAUAUCUGCAUUCCGUUGAGAUUAUUAUGUUAUUUUAUAAUUCUUUUAAAGCAUUUAUGUAAAGUCAGUCUGUGAAGAACCACUCCAGUCAAAAAUAUUGGAGAACAUUUCAGAAUGUCAUGCAUUUCUAUUAGGUCGGCUGUUAUAUAAUCAGAUACUGUAUGUUGUACAGAUAUUUGCCACUUUCUUCGUAAUUCAAAAACAUUUUUAGUCACACACAUUUUUGAUUGUACAUUUAGGAAACAAACCAAAAGAAAUGUAUUUAAUAAUCUUAUUUUUUUUUUUUUACUACUGCAGACAUCUGCCUCUGGCACCAGUUUCAGUAUUUUAAGCACGUCAUACACGCCAUAUUCCCAGAAAUAUAGUAAGCUCUACAGAUAAUGGUACCCUUCAGACAAGGCACUGUUAGUCUAUACUUGAGAUGCUUCCACAACAAAAUAUUAAAAUUAUGUAUGUAACAGUAUGAGUUAGAAUUAAAUCCAUCAAAAUGUUGCAUGUGAAGAUAAAACAUUAUCUUAUCAUCAUUUUACAUGAUAAAGAUGUACAUAUAGGCCUAAAUUUAACACCAAUUGGUGUGUUUUAUAUUAGCAAAUGUCUGGGGAAAGGUAUGAUUGCCUGUACAGGAGCACAAAGGCUUUUCCAUGCUAAAUUACCAAAAAAAUGGCCUGCCAGUUGCUGCAAUUAUGAAUCGCCUUGUAGAAUCUUUAAAAUUUUAAUUGCUGGUGUGGAACUUAAAGUGAGCUUAAAAGCAAAUACACAAAGGCCUAGAUAUUUGUUUGUCAUACCACGUGACGUGCUACAUUUAUUUAAAAUUCAGUUUAAAUGGAACCUUUGGUUGAAAUCAUUAGGGUUAUUGUGUAUUGGGUAUAUUGUGCUAGAAUAUAUAUAUAUAUAUAUAUAUAUAUAUAAUUAGGGCUGUCGAUUUAACACGCUAAUUCAGCGCGAUUAAUUAUAUAAAAAAAAUUGGACCAUGAUAAGGAAUAUUCCUUCCAUCUGAGCAAUUCAAGCUUGAAGUACCACAUGUUUUCUCCAGGGGGCAGUAAGCGAAUCUUCAGCUGUUUGGGCAAUGCGCUUAUACAGAGAACAAACCACACUCACCCACAGCAGACAAAACAAGAGCUGGGUCUGAAAUCGUUCACUCAUUCACUAUUUCCUAUAUAGUGAAUAGCAGUGAGUGAACGAAAUGAGUGAGUGAGGGCUGUCGCAGAAACAACGUCACAUAUGAACUUUUAAAAUACUCGGGCCUUACUUUUUAUUCUUAUUAAAUAAUAUAUUAAUACAAUAAAUCUUCAUUCUGAUUGUCAUUUUUAACAUAUAUGUUAAUAUAAAGAGUAAACACAUUUUAUCAAAUGUACAUUAUUUUAUUUAUUUGUUAUCCUUUAGUAUCUUUAAACUCCAAUACAAGCUGGGUAGCGUUUCUCAUCCGACCAUAAACAGCACCAAAGUUAUCAUAACCUACAUGUUAUAACUGAAUAUUUAAAUCAUCCACAGAAUUAUCAUUUCUACUGUGUGCAAUCUCCUGAGUUAAAAUAAUAUCACCUCAAUGAAUUAUUUAGUAAAUAAAGAAUUCUUCAGCUUAAUGGCAAAAUUCUGUAUAAAUAUGGAGUACAUUUUAAAAUGUACCUGUAUGUUUUGCCUCUCUAUAUGUUAUUAUGCUUAUUUUAAUCAGGUUAUGAUUUGUCAAAAAGUAAUUUAAUACAUUCAGCAUGAAAUAAAACAUUGCAGGAGAGAAGAAAGCAGUACACUCCCAGCUCGUACAUCUUCCCCACGGUGGAUUAUGGGCAAUUAACCAUCGAAUGUACACUCGAAAUUAGAGUGCAUUGUGGGUAAGAAUGAGUGAACAAAAUUAUGGAAUGAGUGACUCACUCAGAAUUCAGACUCCUACAAAAUGGUAGACACCCGAAAUGGGUAGGGGUCGGUUUCAGACACAGCUACGAUGAGAACAUGUUCUUGCGUUCAAACACAGCUUGACUGAGCGCAAAUACGAACGUAGGGAUCUCAAGACAUGUUUUACCAAGUUUCAAACUAUGUAUAGCUUGACACAGCGACCUAAAAACGGUAUGUUUAUGACACAACGCAAAUGAGAUGCUCCAAAAGCGUCUGACGCAGGUGUGCAGGUGAAAAGCCCUCAUAAUAAAUCUAUCUCGGACUGAUUGACGAAUUCAAUUGCAAAAUGGAUUGUGUGAACUGUAGGCCAAUUAUAGGCAGAUGACAUAAGUUCAAUAAUAUGGAAAUAAACAUAUAUUGCAUACUAAAGCCACUUUACAAUACAAUAAUAAAUAUUUUCAUUAAUAUUAGUUAUUGCAUUAGGUAUCAUGAACAAACAAUUAACAAUAUUUUUUUUUACAGCAUUUAUUAAUCUUUGUUGAUAUUAGUUAAUAAAAAUACAGUUGCUGAUUGUAAGUUCAUGUUAGUUCAUAGUGAAUUAACUAAUGUUAACAAACACAACUUUUGAUUUGAGAAAUGUUUUAGUAGGCUAUAUGUUGGAAUUAACAUUAACUAAGAUUAAUAAAAGCUGUAAAGUAUUGUGCAUUGUUAGUUCAUGUUAACGAAUGUUGUUAACUAAUGUUAACAAAUAGAACCUUAUUGUAAAGUGUUACUGUCUUUUUCAAUGCUUUACUCAUGUGCCACAAUGAUGUAAUGCAUUUUAAUUAUCUAUAUUAUUUUUUUUUAUUUUUAUAAUAUAUAUUUUAUUUAUAAUGAUUUAAAUGUAACUAUAUAUAAGUAUUUAAUCAUUUAUUGAAUUAUUAUUUGAGGGGCUUUCUAAGCAAAUAUUUAUAUAUGCGAUCAAUUGCGAUUAAUUCGAUAAAAAAAUUUAAUCGAUUGACAGCCCUAAUAUAUAUAUAUAUAUAUAUAUAUAUAUAUAUAUAUAUAUAUAUAUAUACACACACACACACACACACACACACACACACACACACACACACUGGCGGCCAAAAGUUUGGAAUAAUGUACAGAUUUUGCUCUUAUGGAAAGAAAUUGGUGCUUUUAUUCACUAAACUGAUCACAAUGUAUAGUCAGGACAUUAAUAAUGUGAAAAAUUACUAUUACAAUUUGAAAAAAAUUUUUCAGAACUUCUUAAACUACUUCAAAGAGAUUUCAUCAAAAAAUCCUCCACGUGCAGCAAUGACAGCUUUGCAGAUCCUUGACAUUCUAGCUGUCAGUUUGUCCAGAUACUCGGGUGACAUUUCACGUCAUGCUUCCUGUAGCACUUGCCAUAGAUAUGGCUGUCUUCUCACGCACCUUACAGUCUAGCUGAUCCCACAAAAGCUCAAUGGGGUUAAGAUCCAUAACACUCUUUUCCAAUUAUCUGUUGUCCAAUGUCUGUGUUUCUAUGCCCACUUCUUUUUGUUUUUCUGUCUCAAAAGUGGCUUUUUCUUUGCAAUUCUUCCCAUAAGGUCUGCACCCCUGAGUCUUCACUUUACUGUUGUACAUGAAACUGGUGUUGAGCGGGUAGAAUUCAAUGAAGCUGUCAGCUGAGGACAUGUGAGGCAUCUAUUUCUCAAACUAGAGUCUCUGAUGUACUUAUCCUCUUGUUUAGUUGUACAUCAGGCCUUCCACAUCUUUCUGUCCUUGUUAGAGCCAGUUGUCCUUUGUCUUUGAAGACUGUAGUGUACACCUUUGUAUGAAAUCUGCAGUUUUUUUUGGGCAGUUUCAAGCAUUGUAUAGCCUUCAUUCCUCAAAACAAUGAUUGACUGACGAGUUUCUAGAGAAAGCUGUUUCUUUUUUACGAUUUUUGACCUGAUAUUGACCUGAAAACAUGCCAGUCUAUUGCAUACUGUGGCAACUCAAAAACAAACACACAGACAAUGUUAAGCUUCAUUUAAUGAACCAAAUAGCUUUCAACUGUGUUUGAUAUAAUGACAAGUGAUUUUCUAGUACCAAAUUAGCAAUUUAGCAUGAUUACUCAAGGAUAAGGUGUUGGAGUGAUGGCUGCUGGAAAUGGGGCCUGUCUAGAUUUAAUAAAUGACUUUUUUCAGAUAGUUAUGGUGCUGUUUUUUACAUCAGUAAUGUCCUGACUAUACUUUGUGAUCAGUUGAAUGCCACAUUAGUGAAUUAAAGUAUCAAUUUCCUUCCGAAACAACAAAAUCUGGACAUUAUUCCAAACUUUUGGCCACCAGUGUAUAUAUGUAUAUGUAUAUAUACAUCAUAUAUAUAUAUAUAUAUAUAUGAAAGUAAAAUAACACUUAUUCAGUGUAACAACAAAAACUGCUUUUUCAAAUCUUAAGCUAUUGUUUCUGUAAACUAAUACGAUUGUAUACAUAAACAUUGUCAAACCUUGUUUUUUUGUUCUUGUGUCUAUUUUUAAUUAUUUAAUUGAUUACUAUGACCAGUACUAUUUAAAAAACUCUUUCAUUAAAAAAAAAUAAAUAAAUAAAAAAAUAAAAUAAAUAAAAAAGAAUGAAGAAAAUUUGAAAAUGUUGAAAAUGAGCUAAUACUAUAGGGGCAAAAGUGAACAACAUCUCUCUGCAUGUGGGGUUUGGGUAAAGUGCUGAAUCAAUUUCUGUCUAAUGUAAAUCAGUCAAAAAACUUCACAUUGCAAGACACAGAGCGUUCACUUCUCAAAUAAAUAUAAAUGGGGAUUAGUGCGAGUUAAACAUAAGAUACAUAUUGCUGCUUGGGCAUAUAUGAUCCGUUUUAGCCAAUUUGUUACAUGCAUAUAGCAGGUUAUUAUAGAGCACAUUUCUAAGCAUCUGCUGACUUUGACAAUGAUAAUGCCAUCAUAAUGGUGACAUGUCUGUAAAUCAAAUGCCAUAUUAAAGGCAUUUUAUUCAGCAAUGCUCCCAUAGACAGGAAGACUGUGUUGACUGAUAAGAUGCAUAUACAUCAAUGAGCAUUCGGUUAAAUGUUUUCAAUCAGUCAUGCAAGAAUCCUCCAUUUAAAUAAUGCCGGUAUAUACAGCCAGGUGAGUGAGUCCAGCAAAUGGGCUCAUAUCAUGCAUAUUAAAUGUGGCUAAUGACAAGACGUUACAUUGAAGUUUCUGUUAUAUAUACUGAUCUGUGCCCAGCCUGGGUCUUUCUCUUUUAAACUUAUUCUUAUAUCUCCCUUUAGUCUUUUCUUCCAUCAUGUUAUUAUGAAUGAAAACUUUCAUGUUAUUUAAGAUCAAAGAUUGUCUGUAAAUAAUGCAUCUUUGGUUACUGUACAAUGUGUUACCAUGUUAUCUCUUGUAUUGUCUGUACACAAUGCAAACCACUGUUGUGUUCACUUGUGAUGCAAUAAAAACUCUACAGCACACCUAA
Molecule: messenger RNA, 7387 nt
Organism: Myxocyprinus asiaticus (Chinese sucker)
Lineage: Eukaryota; Metazoa; Chordata; Actinopteri; Cypriniformes; Catostomidae
Product: tubulointerstitial nephritis antigen-like
Exons: 12
Coding region: 157-1578 (473 amino acids)
Biological process (GO): proteolysis
Cellular component (GO): lysosome
Molecular function (GO): peptidase inhibitor activity; cysteine-type peptidase activity
Source: RefSeq, a predicted model, not a curated record